Messenger RNA from Puccinia graminis f. sp. tritici CRL 75-36-700-3, 870 nucleotides. RefSeq lists its product as uncharacterized. Bases 173 to 721 code for a protein of 182 amino acids. The transcript has 5 exons. The record is from RefSeq and is a predicted model, not a curated record. Lineage: Eukaryota; Fungi; Basidiomycota; Pucciniomycetes; Pucciniales; Pucciniaceae.
AUAUAAGGUCAGCGAAAACCAAGACUAAUUUUUUUCCCGCCUACAAGCAAAGAAGCCAUCCGAGGAUACAAUCAUUCCAAUUGAUCUACAGACGAGAUACGUGCAAGCUCGCAGUCCUGGUCACCUUUCAUCCCGUGUUUCCAUCAAUAAAUGCGUUAGAAAUCAACAUAUCAUGCGCCUUUAUACUUUAGCCUCAUUGGGAAUUUUUGCUCAACUUCUAUUGGGCGUUCAAGGACUUUUAUCAGCCCGCAAGGAUCUCAAGGGGACCCGAAAGAUAUGCAAAUUUAUCAAGGGGUCAUUCAGGCCAAAACCUUCUGGCGAAAAUCCACAAGAAGAAUUGAAGAUGGACACUGUAAUUUAUAGGAGGACCGGUCCAAUCGAGGACACUGUUUUCAGACCAGAAAGCCGAGGAAAGCAACUCCGCUUGGAAGAACCCGAAGGACUCGGUGAGACUGGUGAGAAAAAUGAGGGGGGUUCUAAGCAAGCACAAUGCAUAAUUUGUCCCAAUGGCUUUUCGACUGAAGAUACAGUAGUCAAGUUAGCACCCUGCCACCAUUACUUUCAUGAAGGUUGCAUCAUGGAUCACCUGAGUAUGGACUGUAAAACAGUUAAAGUCGACAAGCCUUGUCCUUUUUGUAAAAAGCGCAUCGGAAGUAUUCUUUAUGUAAAAUCAAAAAGGGGACAGCUCGAAAUUGUUCACCCAUCACAGCAAGUCAAUUAAAAAAUGUUGAACAAACUCUUACAAUUACCAUUCAUAUGAUCACUUGGCAGUGCCAGCAAUCCAUUUUUCUUAUAGUAAAUCAUAUAAGUCUUAUUUUCCAGUUGUACACUAGAUCAUCAAUGACACACAAUUAGGAUGAAUCUGACAGA